Molecule: messenger RNA, 1251 nt
Organism: Colletotrichum fioriniae
Lineage: Eukaryota; Fungi; Ascomycota; Sordariomycetes; Glomerellales; Glomerellaceae
Product: mitochondrial aldehyde dehydrogenase
Biological process (GO): polyamine catabolic process
Molecular function (GO): aldehyde dehydrogenase (NAD+) activity
Source: RefSeq, a predicted model, not a curated record
AUGGUACGCCUUGCCGAGUUGAUGGAAGCACACCGCGAGACACUGGCAACCAUCGAGACAUGGGAUAACGGCAAACCAUACUCGGUAUCUCUCAAUGAGGAUCUCACCGAGGCUAUUGAAACCUUGACGUACUACAGUGGUUUUGCGGAUAAGGUAUUCGGUCAGGUAAUCGAGACGACGCCUGAGAAGUUUGCCUACACAGUCCGCGAACCAGUGGGCGUUUGCGGCCAGAUCAUCCCUUGGAACUAUCCUCUGGCAAUGGCUGCCUGGAAACUCGGCCCCGCCUUGGCUUGUGGUAACACAGUCGUUCUCAAGCCGGCGGAGCAAACACCGCUCUCAAUCUUGUAUUUCGCAAAUCUCGUAGUAGAGGCAGGAUUUCCACCUGGUGUGAUCAACAUCGUCAAUGGCCUUGGAGCUGUCACAGGCGCAGCUCUUGCAUCCCACAUGGAUGUUGAUAAGAUUGCAUUCACAGGGUCUACCGAGACGGCGAAACGAAUCAUGAAGAUGGCGAGUAAUAACUUGAAGAACAUUACGCUUGAGACGGGUGGCAAGAGUCCACUGAUUGUGUUUGAUGACGCUGACUUGGACUUGGCUGUUCACUGGGCUCACGCUGGUAUUAUGUCGAAUCAAGGCCAGAUCUGUACCGCGACCUCGAGGAUUUUGGUGCAGGACACUGUCUAUGAUAAAUUCCUAGCAGCUUUCCGAAAUCAGGUCAUGAAGAUCUCCAAGGUCGGAGACCCCUUUGAGGAGAACACCUUUCAGGGACCGCAAGUUACCAAGGCACAGUACGACAGGAUCCUCUCCUACGUCGACAUCGGCAAGAAGGAGGGCGCACGGCUCGAGCUCGGAGGCCAGCCUCACCAGCCUAACUCUCCUGGUUAUUUCAUCGAACCCACUGUCUUUACCGAGGUCACGCCUCAGAUGAGGAUCUUCAAGGAGGAAGUAUUCGGUCCCUUUGUCGUCAUCUGUCGCUUCCAUUCCGAGGAAGACGCUAUCGCCCUGGCCAAUGAUUCCGAAUACGGUCUCGGAAGCGCUCUGUUCUCUACAGACCUUGCCCGCGCCCAUACCGUUGCAAAGAGAAUCGAGGCAGGCAUGGUAUGGAUUAACUCGAGUAAUGAUAGUGAUUGGCGAAUCCCUUUCGGUGGGGUCAAACAGAGCGGGAUUGGGAGAGAAUUGGGAGAGGCUGGUCUGGCCGCUUACUCAAACAUCAAGGCAAUUCAUGUCAACCUUGCCAGACAAUCCAAGUUGUAG